Penicillium cataractarum is the source of this 534-nucleotide messenger RNA. RefSeq names its product MARVEL domain-containing protein. The record is from RefSeq and is a predicted model, not a curated record. Lineage: Eukaryota; Fungi; Ascomycota; Eurotiomycetes; Eurotiales; Aspergillaceae. Gene Ontology annotation, cellular component: membrane. The transcript has 4 exons. The coding region runs from base 1 to 534 and encodes 177 amino acids.
AUGAUCUUCUCAACUACUAUCGCUAGACCACUACAGUUGGUCACUCGCACGCUCCAAUGGUCCAGCGCUGUGAUUGUCAUGGGCUUGACCUCCUACUUUAUCAAGCAGGGACCUAAAGGCCAGCACCUCAUCUACCAGGAAGUCAUCGCGGUCCUCUCCGUCGUCUUCUUCAUUCCAGCCUUCAUCUCUCCCUUCUUACCAUCUGUACUGAGCAAGUUCGUGCUGCUCAUCGACGUCGUUUUCUCCUAUCUCUGGUUAACUGCCUUCAUCUUCGCUGCUCAAGACUACAACGAGCACUCGUGCUACUUCAAUGCCCCACCCGGUGUAACCUGCAGCCGCAAGAAGGCCAACGAGGCCUUCAUCUUCCUCGCCUUCAUCUUCACCUUCUUCGGCAUGUUCAUCGAAGUCGCCGGCCUCUGGGCAUAUCGCAAAGAAAACGCAGCCGCCGCCCCAGUCCACGAGAAAAUCGAGCCUGGUGCACGGCCGCCUUUGGAUGCGCCAGUUGAGCAGAGCGUUCCGGCGGGAACUGUUUAA